Molecule: messenger RNA, 2930 nt
Organism: Oppia nitens
Lineage: Eukaryota; Metazoa; Arthropoda; Arachnida; Sarcoptiformes; Oppiidae
Gene: Akt
Product: RAC-alpha serine/threonine-protein kinase-like
Exons: 7
Coding region: 167-1702 (511 amino acids)
Biological process (GO): protein phosphorylation
Molecular function (GO): protein serine/threonine kinase activity; ATP binding
Source: RefSeq, a predicted model, not a curated record
AAUUUAUUAGUGAUGUGUGUAAUGAAAUCAAAAUUAGUGUAAAUGUUUUAGUGAUUUGAUUUGUUUAAUGAAAUAAUAAUAAAACAAAACAACAUAUGAUUGUACUUUGAAAGCGAGACAUAAUAACAAAACGAUUGUUUGUCAAAAAAUAUAUAUUAAAAGAUAAAUGACUUUUGGACUCAAAGCGAUGGCAACGACAAGUCAAGUAUCGCCACAAAUGCCCAUUAAUUUAGUGAUACCGCCGCCCACUGCACGAGUGGUCAAAGAGGGCUGGCUUUACAAAAGAGGUGAACACAUAAAGAACUGGAGACCACGUUAUUUCAUUUUGUUUGAAGACGGAUCACUCAUUGGCUUUAAGAACAAUCCGGACGGCAUUUACUCGGAUCCGCUCAACAACUUUACAGUCAGGGGCUGUCAGAUCAUGAAAACAGAUCGACCAAAACAAUUCACAUUUAUUAUUAGAGGACUUCAAUGGACUACAGUUAUUGAACGCAUGUUUCACGUCGACAAUGACAAAGACCGUAAUGAGUGGUGCGAUGCCAUCACAUUCGUUGCCGGAAGUCUAUCAGUGGAAGAGGAGAGAGAUGUCGAAAUGGUUGACGCAAAUAGAGUACAGGAUGAGUAUCGAAACAAACUUCAUAUAACUACCAGACCAUCAUCUAAAGGACGGCGAAUUACAUUAGAAGAUUUCGAGUUUCUUAAAGUGUUAGGAAAGGGAACAUUUGGUAAAGUGAUUCUGUGUCGCGAAAAGGUUACCGGUUUGUUGUAUGCAAUUAAAGUGCUUAAGAAGGAAACCAUUAUUGCCAAAGAAGAAGUGGUUCACACACUCACAGAGAAUCGAGUUCUAAGAAACACAAAACACCCGUUUCUUAUUUCAUUGAAGUACUCUUUCCAAACGGGGGAUCGAUUUUGUUUUGUUAUGGAGUACGUGAACGGCGGAGAACUGUUCUUUCAUUUAUCACGCGAAAGAAUCUUUACCGAAGAGCGGACCCGUUUCUAUGGCGCACAGAUACUACUAGCCCUCGAGUACCUCCACCAGAGAGGUGUCAUAUACCGGGAUCUUAAACUCGAAAAUCUAUUGCUCGAUAAAGAGGGUAACAUAAAGAUAGCCGACUUUGGUCUCUGCAAAGAGAAUAUCACAUUUGGAUCGACUACCAAAACAUUUUGCGGAACUCCAGAAUAUUUAGCACCGGAAGUUCUCGAGGAUACUGAUUAUGGACGAGCCGUUGAUUGGUGGGGACUGGGAGUAGUAAUGUAUGAGAUGAUGUGCGGUCGACUGCCAUUCUAUAAUCAUGAUCACGAUAUACUGUUUGAGUUGAUUCUUGUCGAAGAAGUUAAAUUCCCCCGAACUUUGUCAACUGAGGCCAAGAAUCUAUUACAGGCACUUCUUGUUAAAGAUCCUCAGAGGAGGCUCGGAGGUGGUGCUGAAGAUGCUAAGGAAAUAAUGUAUCACCCAUUUUUUAGAGGUAUUGUCUGGCAGGACGUCCUCGAAAAAAAGGUGAUGCCUCCAUUUAAGCCUCAAGUGACCAGCGAUACCGACACCCGAUAUUUUGAUCAGGACUUUACAGGUGAGUCAGUUCAGUUGACUCCACCCGAACAAACAACAUUAAAUUCAAUCAACGAGGAGACAGAGCAACCCUACUUCCAACAGUUCUCAUUUCAUGGCAGUGCCACAGCAUUAGCCCAAAGCAUUGAUCAAUAGUGUGACACACUUUAAUAUAUCUCAUAAUUUUCACCACUAAUAUUGCUACAAAUUAUUAUAUCAGUUUAGUUUUUGACUACAUAUACCAAUAUUUAUAUAUAGUAUAUACUUGGAGUUAUUUUUGCUCAUAUAGUGUGUAUAUAUACAGUAUAUGUUAUGUAAAAUAAUUUUGUUGAGACAUAAACUCACAACUAGUGAUUUAUGAGCAAAAAAAGCGAUGUGACGGCCAAAUACUAGCUGAUGAAAAUGAGACAAACAGACAUACAGGGGAACGGCAUGUUUCAAGGAUGACAUGAUUUUUUUAAAAAUACAUCAUUUUAAACAGAUAUAGUCUGUCUAUCACUAUCUCGUUAUACAUGUGAUGAAGUGCUGGUAUUAGUGGUGUAUGUGUGGUGUCUAUAUAUCAGCAAACGAUAAAACUAUUUUCAUUAUUCAAGACAUCAAGUCAUUCCACUAUUUGCCUCAAAUCAAAAUCAUAAAUUCAAGUGAAAACAUUUUAUAAAAAACAUGUUAUCGUUAUAUUAAAGUUAAUAAUAAUACUAUGAAUGGCGCUUUCAUUGUCGUAUAAAAAUGUGUGUUAUGUUUGGCGACAACCUGAUAGUCGGCCACAUCAAGUGUUUAUUGUUUUUGUGUGGUUUUAUAGUUGAAAAUACAGUAUUAGUACUGUACCUAUAAUAUGAUAAAACUGUAGAGUAAUAAUGAUUUCUGGGAUACCGGUGUGUCAUUGAUUUUUUUUUUAAAUCAUUAGGUUUUUUUUGCAUUUACAAAGUCUAUACUAAGUUUUAUAACAUAAUAACAUUUUAUUAACAAAAAUAUCAGUAAUUGCUGUUUAUAUGUGUCAACAGUUAGAUAAUAGCGAGAAAUGUUUGUUUGUGAAACCCAGUGAUCUCUUUGACUCUUUCCAAAUGGUAUUACAUUAUAUUAAAUAUAUAGGAAGUCAUUGGAAAGAGUGAUAUGAAAAUGUGUGUAAAGAUAUGAUACAAAAACAGAUCCAUAAAAUUAUAAAUUUUUACUCCUAUAUUAUGUGCAAUCAUUACGUCAAUGGGUUACGUAACUUGUUUUUCAUUGUGAUGUUUUUCAAUCUCUAACCGUCACCUGAAUUAUCAUAUUAUUGUAUUUAUUUUAUAUAUUAAAUUACAGUACAGGUAUAUAUCAUAGCACUAUUAAAGUAAACAACAUAUUGUAGAGAUUUUAUAUAAAUGAAAAUGAUAUUUGUUUUUAAUAUAUA